GAGGAAGGAGCCGGGUCUCUGGUUGUGCCCCCCCUCCCUAUGCCCUUUCCAACAUCCUCUCUCGCAUCGUAAGGUUGGUGGGGCAGAGAGGGGCCUCCCCGCUCGUGGGCUGAGUCAGCGGACAGCUGGUACCUUCGUCCCAUCUCUCUCUCUCUCUCUCUCCCCCGAGCGGGGAGGGCUUCUGACCUCUCUUCUCUCCCCCCCCUCCCAUCUGCGAAUCUCGUGGUUCUUCGGUGGGCGCGAUUGGCUGCACGGCCGUGUGACUAACUGCUGGAGUCGAAGAUGCUGCAUCACCGUCGUGACCACUAGCCAGCUCUCUAUCUCCCCUUAAAGAAAAACCAGGCUUAGGAGAUGCUCGUGUCGUGUCUUGGAGAGAGAGCGGGGAGGGCGGACUUAACUGCUGCGUCGGGGAACAGAUUUGCUAACCCUCCGGUUGAUGGAGGGAGGGAGAGAGAUGCCUGGGCUCAAAUCUGCUCGGAGAAACGCCCUGGCUCUGCCCGGGAAGCCUUGUCCCUGAGCUUUUUGGGGACCCCCUAGUUUAUGCAGGGUGAGGGAAAUUCAGUUUGUGCUUGCUCAUGGUUGCCUCCAGCAUGUGUUCCUGGAUUCAGCCCAGGCCUUGAAAAGAGAUGCUGGGGAGACCUGGCAGGAGUCGAGCACUCUUCCUAACUGCAGGACUUUCUCAAUCUACCUUUGCUGGCUUGAGGCAGGAGGUGGCCUUGCAGCAGUGUUUUGUGCCCACUAGUGUUCCUGUAGGGGUGUCCUUUUUAUGCUAGGGUGGGGGCAGUAUUUGAGAAGUGUAUGUACCGGUAUAUGUGUGUGUGACCGGGUAACACAUCUUCCGGCUUUAAAGGCCGGAUGACAUCUCCAUAUUGCUUAAAAACAGACAAAGGCUGCUGCUUCUGUACCUGGGCUGGUAACUGAAGGAGUGCUACUGUGUUUAUCAUUCUUUCAAACAUACAAUGACUCAUUAUAAGCUUGUCCCGUCAGGGAAGGUAAUAUUGAGUGUCUUUCUUUGUUUUCUUAUGUUUCAGACUUUGAAGCUCUCUGACCUUGGGCAAGUCAUCACUUCUCCUACUGCUAUUAGUCGAGUAAUGUUAAAGGACAAUAUCUCAUGGAAGGACUAUAGCUAAUGGAAGAGAAAAGUCAUAUCAGGACAUCAUUGGUUUCCAGGUUACCAAAGUAUGGAACAAAACCUGCUGGAAAUAUGCUACAGACCAUCCCAAAUGGGACAGCUGUUAAUUUAUCAGGGAAUACUCGGAGCGUUGACAAAAAAAUUGGCAAGCACAAUGGCACUAUUCGUAUGUCUUCCUUCUCUUUUAACUGGCGAAAAUCAAAUAAAUACCAACUGGGCGAUCAGGUCAGCAGUGAAUCUGACUCUAGUCAUAAUUCGAAUGAAAGGCUGACAGAUUCUGGAAAGUGCCCUCAGUCUGAAGGAGCAGUUGGUAAAGAAGUGCUCAGGGUGGGUUCAAGCAACACCUUCUCAAAACUAGCUAAGCAAAACAGCAUGUUUGUGUCACCUACCGAAGAAUUAAACCAAAAGGCUUUGCCUGGGCUGUCUAGUUCUGCUAAGUACACUAAAAGUUCCUUGUUAGGCAGAACUUCAUUUUCUGGUCUUCAUGCUCCAAAAUCACACUUGAAUGGAAUUUGUGGGAACCGUUCAACUAUAGGCUUGCAGAGGAAUAGAGGUAAUUCUACUGCCACCAGGAGCAGCUCAGGGGAGAGUCUGGCAAAAUUGACCGACAAUGAUAAAUCAUCUUGUGAAAAAAUGGUUAGGUCACAAAGCUUUUCACAUUCCAUUCAAAGCUCUAUCUUGCCCCCUGCAACCCUAACCAGGUCACACUCUUUUAACAGAGCUGUGGAUCUUACAAGGCCUUAUCAAAACCAACACUUAACUAUUAGAACAUCUCAGAGGUCAAAUCUAUUGUCAAGAAGUGCACGGCAGUUGGAUAUGCCCAAUGGCAAUGAACCAUUAAGAUAUGGGUUUUCUAGAUCAUAUGCUGCUUUAGCUCCCCCUGGUUUGAAAAAACAACCACUAUCCAAUGGCUCUGGGGAUGCACCUUCUCUCAGAUUUAGAACAGCCCGUCCAUCUUUAUUGAAGCCUAGCAACCAACAUUUGGGAAGAAAGAUCCCUGUGGAUGGCAGCACAAGUAAAGAUACCGAAAACUGCACCGAGGACUUGAUUUCAACAAUUAACAGUGGAGGAGUUGAUGCAAAAAGAAUGCAAAACAGUGAAAGAACUGAAGAUGGAGAAACUGUACAAAAUAAUGCAGAUAAAAUUAUUAGCAUGGAUGGCGAUGUUGAUGAAAUAUCUAUAUCUUCCUUGUCCUCUUCUGAGAAAAAUGAUCUGAGCGAAGACUUUAGUGAUGACUUCAUAGAUCUAGAAGAUCCCAACCGACCAAUAACAAUUCAAGAAGAAGUAGUUUCUGUUCAAGAGCUGGAGCAUGGCAAUGGAAUACCGCUAGAUCAGAUUUUGUCUCUUAAGAAAAGUGAAAGAUCCAACUGUAAUUCUGAUGAAUGGCUGAAUAUACGUGUGUCUGUAGAUGACAAGAGUGAAAGUGCAAAACAUCCUGCUGGGAGCAAUGUGAUUUCCUCUGACAUGGACUACAGAGCUGGCUCUUCCUUUGAGCUUUCUCCAUCUGAUAGCUCUGAUGGAACCUAUAUGUGGGAUGAAGAAGGGUUGGAGCCCAUUGGAAGUGUCCAUCCAUGUGGAAGUUAUGAUUCUUCAGAAAUGAAUAGUAUAGAUAUUUUGAAUAAUCUUGAUUCAUGCGACCUUGAAGAUGAUGAUCUUAUGCUCGAUGUUGACUUACCUGAAGACGCACCCUGUGAUAAUGUGGAUUGUGAAAAUAUGAAUCGUUAUGAGCGGCCAGAAAGAAAUAUUCGACAGCAGAAGGAGGGGUUGUGGAAGAGGACACCACAACGAUGGAAUGCCCAAGACCAUUACCAUCUUGGUCAUACUGACCAUUGUUCCCAUAGUAGAAACGAUCUGAACAGGAGCUGCAACUAUUUUGACUCUCCUCCUGUCGGUCACCUUGAAGGAUAUGGAGCACCAAGCUUGUACCCACCUCUGAGAAGUUUGCCGGCAAACACUGUGAUGCUGGAUGAAAUGACCCUUCGGCAUAUGGUUCAAGACUGCACAUCUGUGAAAACUCAGUUAUUAAAAUUGAAAAGAAUAUUUAAUCAGAAUGAUGAAAAUGUGUCACUCCACAACAUCACAUUUUCACUUCCUUCAAGCCCAGAACUGCAGGAGCCUGAACCAGUUUAUAAGACUGAUGAUUUGCUGAACGAGAUCACACAGCUUAAAGAAGAUUUAAAGAAAAAGGAUGAAACAAUCAAACAAUUAGAGCAUCGGCUUUCUGUUAGGUGUGUCUGCAACGGAGACAGCAAGAUAUCUGAACAGCCUGCGUGCACAUAUGCUGACAAAUACACACAGACCUCCUGGAGGAAAAGUGCUCCUCAAGUACUACAGCCUUCCAGCCACCUUCCCAGUUUCACAGACCUCGCCCAGGGAAAAUUAACAAAAACGUCACUCAUCGGGGCCCACAGUGAACCAACAGAAGACCAAAAGAAAAGUGCUGGCCAUGAAUCUCAAAAUGCUGCAGAUGGCUCCUUCACCAAUAGCCUAAAUGAACUGAGCACUUUAAAUACACAGUUAAAUGUAAGGAAGGCAGAGGAGAAUGCACAUUCCACCAAGAAUGUAAAAGUUAGAGAGAAACCUAAAGAACUGUCUGGUAGAAAAUUUAAUACACUACAUUCGCAUCCCUCUUCUCACUCAUCUUCCCAAGUAAAUAGUCAAGAAGUGCAGACCAAAUUAGUUCUAAAAAACAGUUGCUCGCGGACAAACCAGGCUUCAGCGCCAAAGAGUUCAAGAGUUACCAAGACUCCGAAGCAAAAUGCUUUAGUGCCUCCUCCAGUAACGGUUGCAGCAGCAUCUGCAGAUGGCUCUUCUGCUUCAAAGGAGCCUGAACAGCUGCCGCCAAGCCACCCAACACAACUGCAGCUGGCAUCCAGUCAGUCUGAUCUGAGUCAUAAGAGCCAGAAAAUCUCAAAGCUUCGUCCUCCAACGAUUUCCUUUAGGCCCAAGCAAAUGACAAAUCCAAAAAUCAUGAUGCCUCCUGAAUCUCAGAAUACCUGGUCAAAGACAAACCACUCAAGGCAACUAAUACAAGCAAAAGAAAAUAUGCAGAAUCAAGAUUCAAACAUUCAUUCUGGUGACAGUGUGGCUCCUAAUCGGCAUUCCCGCCUCCCUAAACCAAAGACAUAAUUGAAAUCAUGACUUGCAUAUGAACAUCUCAGUGUCCUGUAUUGUAAAGCUGCUUACUCUCACCCUUUCUUGUCUCAGUCAAGAAUCUUCAUCAAAAGCAUGCAUGCACUGAAUGCUUCAGUUCUUUUGGUACUUAACUAUUAUAGUCUAAUCUCUUGAUUUUGUGCCAUUUAGAAAUGUGCAUCAUCCCUUCAAAAUAUGGUUUACAAAAGUCUGUGCUAUCCAUUGAUUGCAUUGCCCAUAUGUCCCCUUUGAAGAUUGUUUGGCUUAAUACUAAAGUUUGAAAUGGCUACUGGUUGCUAAGAGUAAAGCACCAUUUGUUUGAGGAGGACAGGCUGCUUGCUGGAAAUCCAACCCUUAGUAGUUUGGACCACUGAAUGUUAGGUGGUUAUGGAUACACGUUUGGCUCUGACAUCAACUAUGUGAUAAAUUAGUUUUUUUAUCCUCAAUCUCAGCCAUAAUUCUGACUCUGUAUCUCAGAGACCUAUGCAAAAUGCUCCUAUUUAUUACAACAAUGAACCCAAGACUGUCUAAAUGAUGUAUAUGUGGUGUUGAAUUGGGGUUUUUAUUUCAUGCCAGGAGGAUCCCAAAUUGCUGUAUUUACUUUUUGAAUUUAUAUUUCACUGUUCACAAGGGGCAAACAAAAUUUCACAGGGUGAAAUGGAUAUUAGUUAAAUUUUAAACAUUAAUCCAUCCAAAACCUUUUCAUGCAGAUAGUUGUAAAAUGGUAUGUGCUGUGACCCUGGGAAUAAUGACUCCAUGACACCUGUGUUGUGGAUUUUCACAGCAUAACUUUCAUGUUAAGAUUUAACUUAAUUGUAACAUUAUUUAUUAAUUUAUGUUGCUGUUGCAAGUCUUAUGAACCCAACUUGAAAUGUUUGCACAAACCUUUGCCAUAAAUGUAGGGAUUUGAAAAUUAUUUUUCAUAAUAAAAGCUUGUUUUUUAAGAAAAUAUUUUUAAGAUACACAAACACUUUGGGACAUCUUGUGGAGUCAUAAGAACAGAACUGGUACUCUUUCAAGAGAUUAAUAAUAUUGCAUUUGUGGCUAGUUCCUAGGUAUUGAAUGAGGGAUGGAAAAUGACUGGUAAAGGAGAAAAAAUUCUCUUAGGUACUCUGUAUGAAGAUGGUUGCAGUUUAAAUAUUUAUGGCGCAAUGAAGUGUAAAGAUAUACCUGUAACUUACAUUAGCAAAUAUGCAAUAAAAUGCUCUUAUGAGAAACACUGCACACACCCCAAAACCAAAUAUGUAGUAGGUUAACUGCAUCUAAGUCUUACUCAAAUGCCAACCAGAGAACAACGGUUAGAAGGUAGCCUUUUCAAACGCUGCCUUUUGUACUGUUAAAUGAAGCAGGUGCGAGUAUAUUACAGUAGUAGGUUUGAAUCCUUUGUUGAAUGCUAUCUCAAACAUUGAUACUUCAAAAAUGAAACCAGAGCAUUUGCAGAUUGGGCUUACUUUAAUCCAAGAAUAUAUGCCUCCCUCUGAAGGGAUGUUAAAGAUGCUUGCAUAAAUCAAACAUGGUUCCUUAGUCAUAAGACUGACCAAGAAUAUCCUCUUAGGUUAACUUUAUCUAUGCACCUUAAACCUGUAAGAGCAUAUGUUUGUGGUUGCUGUCCUCAACUAGGGAAUACUCUCGUCCGCCCAAGAAUUGUCAACAGCAGGAAACAUUUUCAAGAUGCAAAGCUGGUCGAUGGGAACUGCAGGGUUGUGAAUUUUGCCUCCCAACACCUCACAUUUUGGUGAUAACUGAUGGGGAAGCCCUAUCAUUGUAGGCUCCCAACGCAAUUUAGAACCCUCUAAAUUGCUUGAAGGCGGCACAUGGGUCUACAUGAUUCCCAAGAAGUUAUCCUUCAAUUUGUGAAGGGUCAGAAUGAGUCCCACAUCCCCUGUAUAACCCUUUUGCAUGAAUAAUGCAUUAAAAGGGCUAAAGUACAACUAACUUCCUAAAGCUACACAACUUUUUAAAACGUCAGUUGCAUUUUUGUGACCAGGGAUGGGGUAAUACGAGGUCCUAAGAUUUAAAUUGUACAAUGGUUUUCUCAAACAUUGAAAUGGAUUAUAACUCAAAUUCUCACAUUAUGCUGUUUAAUUAAGACAGACUAAACACUUCCUUUUAUAUUCCAUCUGUCCAAAUAGUUUGAUUAAAUGGUUACUUAGUAGAUGUGAUCCUUACAGUAGAUACUUUAGCAUUUACAGUGGCACAGCAGUUUGUGUUACAAUAGUGUUCCUUUCUGGUUGGAGUCAAGGUGCAAUUACAGCAUACUCUUUGAACAACAAAUAUAGCAUGAUCCCAUAUUGUCAUAUACAGCUGAUACUCAAUGGUUUUCCAAUAUUCAAACAUUACUGGAGCAGAAGUUAUUGAUGCAUCUUCUUGCCCUUUUAGAUAUGUUCAGACAUCUUGUUGAAGAAAAGAGACCAUUUGUCAUUGGUAAAUGAAGUUUUAGGAAUAAUUUGAUUGUAUCUUAUCAUUCUACACCUACUCUUAUUAAUUCAAUUUCAGUCCAGAUACAAAAAAAUAAUUUGCCAACCCCCCAACAUGUAUAAUGAGCAGUCCGACAAUUUGCUCUUCUGGAAGGAAAUUGUCGCUUGCCUAGGGCAACUACUCUAAAAGCUGUUUUCAGUUAUUAAAGACCUUUGCAUCACAUUUUAAAGCUUGGACUUUUAUGGAUUUCCUUGGAUAUAAAUUAGAAAUUAUUUAUUUUUAAAAAAAUUAAUAUUACUAAAAUAACUCUAUUCCUCAGAGCACUUAAUGAAUAGUUAGCACUGGAGUUGGUCUUAGUUCUUAAAUUACUAAAAUAUAGUACCUAAUGAAAAGGAAGUAUUUUCCAAAUAUAAUUUUAAGAUUGCAUGCCCCAUUAAAAAAAAAAAGUCUGGCAAUUUAGAAUCAAUGCUGAGGAUAGCGGAUUGAUUACAUGUAAGGUUUAGAUGGAUAGUCUAAAUAGAUUGUGCUGCCAGCACAUGCAAACUUUGGGGUGGGCUGAGUUUGCCACUGUUGCUAGAAAAAUUGAAUGAGUUGCCACACUGCCAAAGGCAAUUAUCUGACAGAGGAAGCUUAGCUAGGGGCUUUCACCAUCAGGCAUUUCUCUAUCUCUAAACUGGAUAUGUAAUCUUUCCCCAAGUAUGACUAUAUCAAAGAAAGUUACAAAGUAUGUUGAGAAAGUUCAGAGUGUGAGACAAAGCUCUUUCAGGUGAUGAGAGGGAAAACUGAAGGCUCAUGACGGUUUGUAGAAAGUGCUGUUUGGAGUGCCAGGCCUGUAUUGGGACUCUAAUGGUUGUAUAUUUCAAGAAAUAUUAAUACUUAAAGGGAAGAAAUGCCAUUGGUAUUUUAAAUGCAGAUAUUUAAAAAUUUGAUUUUGAUUAGGUUUUUAAACAUGUGCAUUCUACCUUUCUGGAUCCUCCUACGUUAUGCAAUAGUUCCUAAAGUGUUAAAACAGCUCCUCAAAACGUAUAUAUAUAUUGAAGAUAUCUAUCUUUUAACAAUAGCUGUAAAAGCGAAACAAAACUAAUUUUGCACUUUAUAAACUAUGAGCUCCGUUGCUUGGAGUUGUGCCUAAAUUUAAUCUAAAUGCCUGUGGUUGAGUUAGUGAAAUAGUUUUUGAUUAUGCAUUGGAAUUAGAGUGGGCUUUUAAAACAACGGCAGCUUUCCAUGGAUGAUGCAGCUUACAAAUGCUGCCAGCCUCUUCCAUUCCCUGCCACCUGUUCAUUAUUAUCUCCAAAUGUUCAUGGUAUCAUUGAGUGUUACUGCAAGGUAUUGCCCCCCAAAGGCUUGUCUCACUAAGCAUCCACUUAUUUAAUACCUAGCAUUUGCAUACUAUCGCUAAAAAAAAUUGUGAGCAAUUUCUUUUGAAGGAGAGGCCCCUGGAGACACCAGAACAGAGGCUUAAAUACUCCACUUUGUUCUAUAUGGUUAGGUAUGAUUUUUGAUAUAUUAAUGAAACCAUGUGCAAUACUAAGCACCCACCUCCCCAAAGUUGAGUGAAUCAUUUGUGUAAUCAAUGAGCAUCAAUUCUUUCAAGUGGUUCUCAGACAAGCAUAUAACAUGAACUCCCUCUCCAGCUAUGGUGAAGUUUAAGUUGACUGCACAGAAACCAAUCCCUGGUCUCAAAUGCUGGUUUUUUUUUUUUGUUGUUGUUCUAAUGCAGCAUAGAUAAUUAGAAUGGCAUUUGUGAUUUCUUCGUUCCUUGCAUGUCAAUACAUGUGCAUUCAUGAAACCUUUCAUAUACUGGUAGAGUAACACGCCUGCGGAUGGAACAUAAUUACCUUCUCCCCCCCCCCAUAACUAUCUGCAUUUUUAUUAUACCAUUAAAAUGGAUAUUGGUUUUGGAAUGGGGUUUCCAUUUUGUCUUUGUUUUCACCUGGGUGCAAUGAUUCUCUGACAACCAUGGGCACAAUUCAGGCAAAGCUAAGCACUUUUAAGGUCUGCUGAUUUCCAUAGGCGAGUUUGGUUUGUGCUUGGCUCUCCCUCAUUGAAAUCAGUGGGACUUGUGUGCUUAAUGCUGGUGAAAUUUGUCCUGCUGAAAUGCAAUCAUGGCCGUAGAUCCGGGUUUCAGUCCCUUCUACAACCAUGCUCUCGGAAAACUCCAAAAUAUUUUGAUCACUGCUGUGGUAAAGCUGCUCACUGCCUACAUAAAUGUCAAGAGCACCACAAUAAAUUAAUAUUAACUGCAGUGUUAGUAUUAUAUUUGGUACUAGCUGCAAAAGUACCCUUAAUACAUAGUAUUUCGUUAAAAAAUAUUAAAGUAAAUACUGUAUAUUGGAACUUGCUUGUAAAGAUGAUUUAAAAACUUGUAUGUAAAGACUUUCCUCCGUGUUGCUUUAGUGAAUAAAAUUCAUAAUUCUGAAUGUCUUUGUGUGUUACAAGUUAUUUGUCUCCAUUUUUGUGGUUUGCUUGGGUAGAUUCUGGGAGAUGCAGAGUGUUCUGGAUCUUAAUUUUAAAAUGAUUAUUCUGCCGCCUAGUGUUGUCAACAGAAAUCUGGACAAAUCACAAUCCGUUGGCUCAUCUGAAAUCCAAUAUAAUUUUAGAUGAACAGAAUAAUGGAAAUAAUGGGGUAGUGACAACAAUGGGUCCUACAAAAAUGUUUUGAACACGUCCAGUCAAAAGUUAAUGCUACUGCAUUCAGUCAAACUUACUCCCAAGCUAUGCAUAGGAAUUCAGUCACGCUAAUUCAUAAUAAACUGAGUGUUACUACGUGUCCCGUUGAUUUUGGAUUGGGUGUAUAAGACUGCACAGUUGCUUACAUUUUAAGACUCCUUGGGGGUAAUGACUUUGGGGCUGCCAUGAUGUGCUCUUUUAUUUCAAAAUUUACUAGUACACCACUCCACAACAAUCUUUUAAAACAAUCUUUUCACUCUUUCGGUAUUAAUCCUUACUGUUAUUUGGUGCUAUCUCGCUGUCCUCCUCAGAAGAAAAUGUCUAUACAGUGGUACCUCGGGUUACAAAUGUUUCCGGUUACAAACGCUUCAGGUUACAAACUCCGCUAACCCAGAAAUAGUACCUCGGGUUAAGAACUUUGCUUCAGGAUGAGAACAGAAAUUGUGCUACGGUGGCAGCAGGAGGCACUAUUAGCUAAAGUGGUAUCUCAGGUUAAGAAGUUUCAGGUUAAGAAUGGACCUCCGGAACAAAUUAAGUUCUUAACCAGAGUUACCACUGUAUAAUAGUUGAACAUGUAAAAUAUUAAUAAUUGGAGGGGACCAGUAUUCUAGUUAUUGUACUUCCCUGCUUUUUAAUAUUGCAUCAGUCUGUGCAGUCUGUUUCUGCAGAUUGCUGCUCUGAAAGUAAGGAUUUCAUGUGGUAACUUGGAUUUCAUUGGAUAUAAAACACUGCAAUCCAGACACACAUUUUGAAGCCCCACACACAUUUGAUGGGAGUUGACUUACGUGUUCUUGAAAUGUAGUAUGCACUCCACUCACUCCUUGUCUUUCAUAAAAAACAAUGUCAGGCCUUCUGUGAUUUCAGCAUGUGUUUCUUUAGCACCUAGCUCUGUGUAAAUACUUAUUUUUGUAUCCACCCUUACUACAUUUGUAGGCCAUAUGUUUUCCAAGGAUCUGGUGUUUUCUUGGCUGAAUCCUCUUAACACCUUCAUAAAGUGACUGGCCAACGUGAGCGAGCUCAAAGGCCUUGUAUGAAUUUGCCCCCAGCUCUCUCUAGUCCAGGCAUCCCCAAACUGCGGCCCUCCAGAUGUUUUGGCCUACAACUCCCAUGAUCCCUAGCUAACAGGUCCAGUGGUCGGGGAAGAUGGGAAUUGUAGUCCAAAACAUCUGGAGGGCCAAAGUUUGGGGAUGCCUGCUCUAGUCCUAACUCCCAACAUCCUGUCUACUGUACUACAUGGGAUGUCCUCUUCCAAAUAGCAUUUUAGCAUCUCUUCAUCUGUAAGGUACAUUAGGCAGAUAGUCGCUUGGGCAAGGACACCCAUCGAACACAUAAAGGAUUUAAAGCAGAAUUUCCCAUGUCCAGGCCCAGCAAUCAAACCACUGCACCCAAUGGAAGAGGCAGCUUGAGGAGAGGAACUGGUCUACUCCAGCCCAUAAUGGAUUGCAGUAAGCCCUCAGUUUACGUGGAGGUUAUGUUCCGUGGAUUGCUCCUAAAGCCAAAAUCGCAUAUAGUCAAAACAAAUGGGGUGCAAUUGCAGUUGGGAUAUCCAAAGUUUAUUUCCUCGACACCCGCCCACUUUUUAAUUGUAAAAGAAAGUGGUCAAGCACAUAAAGCUAAAUGCGCACAAGUUACAUGCAUGUAAGUUAUGGGCUUACUGUAUACUAAAUAGCCUAGAGGUAAGGAUUAAAGUCAAGGCUGAGAUUUGUGCAAUAAACAAGAGACAAAGUACCAACUCUCUUUCCACAAAUAGGACUCAACAUUCCGAGUGCUGAGUAAAACAAUUGCAUGUGAAGUGCUUUGGCUGCUUGCUUCCUGUUUCCUGCUUGUGUCUUCACAAAGCAAGUGGGCCCAUGCCGUUUCUGAGCUAGCCCUAAGAAGUUUGAGCUCUAAUGCAGCCAUAGCCCACGUGGUACAACUCCCAUUAUGAAUGACCAUUGACCACAAUGGCAGGGGCUAAUGGGAACUGUAGUACAACAUCAUCUGGAAAGGCACCACAUUGUUUACCCUUAUUCAAAUGCUACAAAUUGAUUGCAGGAGAGGAAGAAAGAGAAAGAUCUAUUAUGGCAACCUGAGUCCAACUAAAUGAUCAAAGCAGGCAUCACCCCCUGGCACGCAAUCCACCUCAGUUCGAGAAGAAGCUGUUCCUCCUUCACCCAGUCUUUAAUCAAAGCACCUAGUAUUUAGCCCCUCUGGCCAAGCCUGGUAACUUAGUUCAAUUCAACUCCAAUUACUACUACUUUUUAACUGGAAAGAGCAGGCUGUUCUCUUGUCAGAUGUGCCUCAAGCCAGGAAGCACCUGCUUUUCUCCAAAUCAAGAGUGGAAAAGGGAGUGUGAGGCAAGAGAAGGUAAUGGAUGAUUUAGAAGAGGGUGAUGUUGCACCAUGAGCUGUUUUUGUGAAAGUAUGUGGUCUUUCUUCUUCACAGCACUGUGAUGGUCCUCCAGUGUCAGUGCUUCUGAAUAGCAUACAUUUUUUUGACUAGGUAGUCCUCGCAAGGUGAUCUUACUACUCGGUUUUUGCAAUUUGUGUGGAAUAGGUAAAUCUGAACAGUUACCAGAGGAAGCACAAUCUAGCUUCUAUUUCACACACAGAGAACCUGGGCAUGAAAGGAGCAGGGUAAAAUUGUCACAUGAGUUUUGGCACCUCCCAGAAAUUGUAUAUCUGCUUUGCAGUGCCAGUGGGCAGGCCUGUUAUUUCUGUCUUCCCCACUUGUUGUUUUAAAUCAAAGCUUAUGGGAGAAAGAAAUGCUUUGCUUUGGCUGUUGUGCAGCAGAGGGCACUGUGAUGCAAGCUAAUGGGGGGAAAGUGAAUUCUUAAAAGGUAUGUGAAACUCCUGCCCUGCCUGCAUUAAAAACAGCUUCUUUCUGCAAUGACUGGGUCCUUGACAAAUGUGGUUGCUGCAGUCUACCCCUCACGUCUCCUGUUCUCACUGUUGGGAGGAUCACAAAUUAAACACUUAACUGUAUUCUGAAUUUUCUCUCCCCGACUCACAAUAUAUUUGACAGUGAGCAGCAGCAAAUUAGCUCAGCCACAACUCUUCAGCUGAAAGAAACUGUCAUUACUUUGGUGGGAGGAGGGGAACAGAGAGUGAUUGAUAACCCAAGUAAAGUAUGUUUGUAAUUAAUGUAUAUCAUUCAUAGGCCUCAUAUUUCCAGCUGGUUGCAUUUAUAAUUCAUAGCUAUGGGAAGAAAAGACAUGGGGAGAGGGCUGAAUACUGUGGGGCUGGGAGGGUUUCUCCUCACUUUGAAUAGAUGCCAAUCCAGUAAAAUCUUCAUAAAUCUUUCUGCAGUCCAAUAUAAGACUGCUAUAAAUUGCAAACUUCGGGGCAAGCUUCUUCCAGCCCACCCCACUGUAUGUUCUACAACCAAGUUGCUCUUUCCCAGUCCCCAGAAAAGCUGCAGAUUGAACCUAUAUCUUUCUGCAAAAAACAUAUACAUUGCCACUGAAUUGCACCAUUUCCCUGUUUUACAGGUGAGUAAGGAACUUGUAUGAAGGUUUUGAACAAAUAAGGGUAGACUCAUAGGGGGAAUUCAACCUUGUGCUAAGAUGAUAAGCGCAAGCAUUUCUGGUUGCCAAAGGGAGUGUUCUCCGCUCUCUUCCCCACCCUUCAGAGCAGAUGUGGGGACAAGAAGUGUGUGGGGGGGAGCCCCAUUGUGCUAGCAGGAGACUUUGUACUGGCUUCUGCUAGUACUGUGGGUUAGCUAGAUCCAACCUAUGGAGUUGAAUCCAGACUUAAUUUAUUCAUCGCUUUCCCCAGUCGAGGAAGUCUGAAAGCAACUUAAAAAGUAAAAUACAAAAAAUAUAUAAAAAAUACAUAGCAUAUAGAUCCUACUGAAACUAGCGGGAAAAGAUAAGUCAUGUCUUGAUUUUCAUUGAAAUAAAGGUGACUGUAAUAUUGCCUGAAGUUGGCUACAGUUACAUGUAAAUGUUAAUUCCACAUUUGGGUAUGGGUGUCUAGAGAUGAACAAGGUAGCUCAUUGCCCCUCAUGACUGUUCUUGUCACUCUCCAACUUGUAGAGGAUGACCUUGGAAGCAAGGAGCCUUCUGCAAAGCUCCUUGUUUGUUUAAAUUGGGUGGCAGAGAUUGUGUCCUUAUACCCUGUUCUUUCUUCUGGGUAGAUAUGCAUACAAUUACUCUGUACAUCUAGAUCUGUGGUUCCCAAUGUGGGGCAAUUUGAUUUUUAAGUGGGGCAAUUCAAGAAUGAGUUAUUAACAGUGAAUGGCCUUUAAGGCUUCCUCCACGUGAAUAGGAGCUCACUUUUGGAAUAAUAAGAAUUAUAUGUCACGG
Zootoca vivipara (common lizard) is the source of this 13637-nucleotide messenger RNA. NCBI's taxonomy places the organism in Eukaryota, Metazoa, Chordata, Lepidosauria, Squamata, Lacertidae. The record is from RefSeq and is a predicted model, not a curated record.